Paramuricea clavata is the source of this 300-nucleotide messenger RNA. NCBI's taxonomy places the organism in Eukaryota, Metazoa, Cnidaria, Anthozoa, Malacalcyonacea, Plexauridae. The record is from the annotation of a GenBank genome assembly.
AUGGAGGUAAACCUUAAGAAAACGAAAGUAAUGAUUUUACAAAAACAUAAAUCCAAACUAACAAACGCGAACUUUUUCAUAGGAAAUAAUCCGAUUACUAUUACUAAUGAAUAUACCUAUCUCGGUUUAAAAUUAACACCUAAUACAAAAUUUACUGUUGCAAACCAACAGCUUAGUGAAAAAGCAAUGCAUGCCCUAUAUAAAAUACGCAAACACAUCGAUUUUCACUUCCUACCCCCAGAAAUAGCUGGUAAAAUUUUCGACGGUGUGAUCUCACCCAUAUUAUUAUACAACUCAGAG